CACGAUGUAUACUACCCCGUGGACGUGGUGCUACUGUGCUAGAGACCGGUCACACUGGUGUCUGCUGCGUCAGUGUGAGCCAGUCUUUUACAGAGAGAGGUCAUGUCCAAUGUCGCUCUGAAACUCCAUUCGAAAAUCAUUUGUUACUGCGCCACCAAAGUGAUUUUGUGUGUCUUGUGAGUGAGUGUAAUAGAAGAGCGAGAGUUUGGUGUGUCUGUGUUCUGUAAAAAAAGAGACAAAACAACACACACACGGAUUGGAUGUUUGUUUCUCUCCAUUUUGAAAAGACUUGUGUGUUUCGCGUGCCAGUGUGUUUCCAUCUGACCAAUGUGUUUGUGAUUAGCCAACGACCAUCUCAAUCGUGAAACUGGAUUAAAACUGUGAGCCGGAUUAUCCUUUUUCUAUUAACAUCUUCUUUCUUUGCUCACACCACGUGUCUGCUGUGUCUGUGUGUGGCUGGCGAGAAAUACUUUUUUUUUUCCACCCCCGGAAUCGUGAAUUCAAAUUCACGAAAUUCAACUUGAAAUCGUGGAUUGGGAGUCGCCGAGGAUCGGAAGACUCCACCUGUCCUCCUACCUGCUGUUGGCCCUUGUUUUCUUUAGUCUACCGACAUAGUGAAUCCUGAGCGAGGAAUUUUUCUACCCCUUCGGACAGCCGCGUCACAGCAAUUGACCGCCAUUGGAAAAGUGACGAAAACGACACGACGAGAAUCAACCCAGUUUUCCAUUGUUUGCCUCCUUUCAUGGUAUCUCCUAUUAGCCUGAUAUUCGAGCAACCCAUCGCAACCGAUCUUCCAGUUUCGACACUCGGAUGACUUCAGUCGACCAGGUCUACCAGUCGUCUAGUCAACGCGCACCAACUGAGAACUUAAGGUUUAUCGUUUAUGUUCCCGUAAUUGCUGAACGAUUUGGCACGUCACUAUGGAAGAUUACCACGUUGAUCGAGCAGAUGAGUCGGUGCAGCUCAGUUCUGUGAGGAAUCGGGAAUCUGAGGAAUCGGGAACAUCACUUUGCGACCUUGCGUUUAUAGAGUCUGAUUCUUCUGCUGAUGAGUCAGUUGAUCCAGCAGAUGAGUCUGUUCAGUGUAUUUUUGUGAAGAAUCGGGAAGUGGAUUUAAAAACAUCAUUUUGCAACCUUGAGUUUCUAGGGUCUGACCCUUUUUCGAACACUACAGCUCUAGAUGAUUCAGUUGUUAGCUCAUCAAACGCUUCUAAUGUGGCCGCGUGCAAUACCAUUUACGUCAGCUGCAACUCAUCACGAACCAGUUCGAUCGCCACAGUUGAAGUUGAAGAAUACAGAUAUUCCGACACUAAAAAAGGAAUCGAAUUGGUCGAGUUGCGGUAUCCCCCGCUUUUGAAUAAGGAUUAUGUGGAUUCUGAUACAGAUGUUGGCCUGCAUGAAGCUGAGUGUAGUUAUUCUGACAAAAGAAAUUCUUGCAAAAGAAAUUCUGUCGAAUGGCGUGGAGAUUCCAUGGACUCUGAACUCUUUAACGAAGAAUUAAAAUCACGUGAAAAUAAGAGUCCUGGACCCAAGCCAAUUUACCUCCGGCAUUUGCCUCGGUUGCCCAUCAAAGCAAAAGAAGAACAACAACGAGAAGAACAACAAAAACAACCAGAAAAAGUGUAUUCUAAAGAACUUCAGACAUUAUUGGAUCACUAUCCGGGGCUAAUAGACGACAGAAAAACAGCUAAGGAUUUAGAUCGGGAGUUAGUUGAAUAUUUCAACAGUCUUGGCCCGGAUACACCAUUGAGAGCAAGAUUGAGAGAGGGUCAUGCGAAAAAAUCUUGUAAUUAUCUUCUGCUAGACCCGAGAGACACUCGUAACAUACCUUUAAACGAAUCCCAGGACGAAAAGAAAUUGUUCGAGCGUUUUCUAUGCGGUAUAUUCUACAUCGGUAAAGGAACAGAUACCAGGCGGAACAAACAUCUUCAUGAGGCAUUUCAUAAAUUUCGGUCUCUGCCACAGUCACAACCAUCACAAGCGAGCAAAAAAGAGGAGCGGAUCUUAGACAUCUGGAGGAAUGGAUUCGGAGUUGUUUCAAUUCCCGUCUUUCAUAACACUUUGGCAGAAGAGGCCCUCUGUCGCGAAGCCGCAAUGAUAGAAGCGAUAGGUCUUAGCACCAUCACGAAUAUAACGAAGGGAAUUUUCUAUGGAAGUUGUUGUAAGUUGUGGACGGAUUCAAGAAAACAACGCUGGGGAAGCCUUCUGCUUUAUAGAGCUUUCCACAUCUUUCUCCACGAAGGAGAGAGACAAAUCCGUCCAGGUGAUUUAUAGCAGCCUCUACCCAGUUCUGCAGUACGUACGUACGUACAACAACAAAGAAUAAGAUUUUCCGAAGUAGUCUCUCGUCUAAUAGUUACAUGCCUCCACCCUCCGUUCCUCCUUUCUUCCGUCCCUCCGUACUUUUCCUGCAGUACGUACGUACGUACAACAACAACAGUAUAAGAUUCUCCGAAGUAUUCUCCUGUAUAU
Messenger RNA from Daphnia pulex (common water flea), 2471 nucleotides. RefSeq lists its product as uncharacterized. Lineage: Eukaryota; Metazoa; Arthropoda; Branchiopoda; Diplostraca; Daphniidae. The transcript has 7 exons. The record is from RefSeq and is a predicted model, not a curated record. Bases 921 to 2273 code for a protein of 450 amino acids. Gene Ontology annotation, molecular function: endonuclease activity.